AUGUGUCACCCUGCAGAUUCUCUAUCAUGGAAGUUAGUAGACCAUAAGUGGCCAGAUUUCCCUGCAGAGCCAAGAAACCUUCGAUUAGCUAUUUUUGCAGAUGGAAUAAAUCCACACAGUUCCUUUAGCAGUAGGUAUAGUUGUUGGCCAGUUAUAAUGAUUACCUAUAAUCUUCCACCGUGGUUAUGUAUGAAAAGGAAAUUUACGAUGCUAUCAUUGUUAAUAUCAGGUCCACAACAACCUGGUAAUGACAUUGAUGUUUACUUGGCACCACUAAUUGAUGAUUUGAAAAUGUUGUGGGAGGUAGGUAUUAAAGCUUAUGACGCUUAUAAAGAAGAACGCUUCAGGCUGAAGGCUAUAUUGUUGUGGACAAGUAACGACUUUCCAACAUUAGGCAAUUUGAGUGGUUAUACUAUAAAGGGAUAUUAUGCAUGUCCAAUUUGUAGUGAAGGAACAUGUUCUCACAGAUUAAAAUAUGGUAAGAAGAACACAUAUGCUGGCCACAGAAAAUUUCUUCCACGCUACCAUCCAUAUCGGAAGCAAAAAAAGGCUUUUAAUGGUGAGCAAGAGUUUGGAUUAGCUCCAAUACCAUUAACUGGGGAGGAGAUAUUAAAUAAGGUUGAAGGGCUUGUAACCAUAUGGGGAAAGAAAAAUAAAAAAGCAUUAGAUGUUGGUGGUACAAAAUGUUGGAAGAAGAAAUCAUUAUUCUUUGAUCUUGAAUAUUUGAAGUACUUAUAUGUUAGACAUAAUUUGGAUGUUAUGCAUAUUGAGAAGAAUGUGUGUGAGAGCCUCAUUGGUAUGUUACUCAAUAUUCUAGGAAAAACAAAGGAUGGAAUUAAUUCUCGCCUUGAUCUUGUAGAAAUGGGUUUGCGUGAAGAAUUGGCACCACAAAUUAGGGAGAAACGAACAUACUUGCCUCCAGCAUGUUACACAUUGUCUAAGGAGGAGAACAAAAGAUUACUACCUGUGGCAAUACGAUCUGUGUUAUCUAAGCAUGUGAGACAUGCCAUUAUCAGGUUAUGUUUCUUUUUCAAAGCUAUUUGUAGCAAAGUGGUGGAUGUGGGAAAAUUAGAUGAGAUUCAAAAAGAUCUUGUGGUCACAUUAUGUCACUUUGGAUGGAUGUACCAAUUUGAGAGGUUCAUGAAGAUCUUAAAGGGUUAUGUUCGUAAUCGUAAUUGUCCUGAAGGUUGCAUUGCUGAAAGUUAUAUUGUAGAAGCUGUUGAGUUUUGCGCAGAGUACUUAUCUAGAGUGGAUGCAAUCGGGAUUCUUUCUAAUAGGAACAUGACAGUUGAUGAUGAUACAGAAAUUGGAAGGCCUUUAUCAAGUGGUUAUAUUGUUACUAUUGAUCGUAAUGAAUGGAAGCAAGCACAUCGUUAUGUGUUAGAAAAUACAAGUGACAUUCAACCAUACAUUGAGUAA
This is a messenger RNA of Camellia sinensis, 1419 nucleotides long. The record is from RefSeq and is a predicted model, not a curated record. Lineage: Eukaryota; Viridiplantae; Streptophyta; Magnoliopsida; Ericales; Theaceae.